ACGAUAAACUUUAUUUACUGAUUAUCAGAUUGAUACGCAUAUUUUAAAAGCAAAGUAUUAUGUUCCAGUUUAAUUACCCUAAAGGAAAUGCAAUAUCUAUAAUUAUGCUUUCAAUGAGUCAUUAUUUUGUUGCUAUGCUAGCUUGGUAAUACUGUGGGAGUGUAUGGACCGUGCAUUGUGGAGUAGGAAAAUCAACGAUUGAUUCCACAUGUUCAACGGCACUUUUUAACAAAAUGCGUGUAUUCUAGUAAGUUACCUAAUUAUUAUAUAUAAUAACCUCAACAUUUGAGAUCCACGUGUUCAUACCGCUGAACACAGUCGCUACAACAAAGUGUGCUCCGCGUUUAGGGAUCACAGAAAUGAGCAAGAGAUCCUCACCAAGUCGGACCUCACGCCCAGCGCGUUAAGGGCUCAAAAAAAUUUAAGUCAUGUCUGUCCGGGAGGCCUUCAACCCCGAGAGCUACGAGCUCGAUGCAGCGUUUCGCCUCACGCGUUUCACCGAGCUGAAGGGGACGGGCUGCAAGGUGUCGCAGGAUGUGCUGCAGAAGCUUCUGGAACCUCUGCAGGACAGCCACUUCCAGGAGGAUGAGCAGUUCCUGGGGGCGGUCAUGCCCCGCCUGGGUAUUGGAAUGGACACCUGCGUCAUUCCGCUGAGGCACGGGGGCCUUUCUCUCGUCCAGACGACGGACUACAUUUACCCCAUCGUGGACGAUCCCUACAUGAUGGGUCGCAUCGCAUGUGCUAACGUCCUAAGUGACCUUUACGCCAUGGGCGUCACAGAGUGUGACAAUAUGCUGAUGCUCCUGGGAAUCAGUAACAAACUCUCAGACAAGGAGAGGGACAAAGUACUGCCUUUAAUAAUUCAGGGGUUCAAGGACGCGUCAGAAGAGGCAGGAACCUCGAUAACGGGAGGCCAGACGGUGCUGAACCCCUGGAUCGUCCUGGGAGGAGUGGCCACAGCAGUGUGUCAGCCCAACGAGUUCAUCAUGCCAGACAACGCCGUACCAGGAGAUGUUUUGGUGUUGACCAAACCCCUCGGGACACAAGUAGCUGUUGCCGUCCACCAGUGGUUAGACAUUGCGGAGAAAUGGAACAAAAUAAAACUGGUGGUGACGCAAGAGGACGUGGAGCUAGCCUAUCAGGAAGCCAUGUUGAAUAUGGCAAGACUCAACAGAACCGCGGCGGGACUCAUGCACACCUUCAACGCUCAUGCCGCAACGGACAUAACCGGAUUCGGAAUCCUGGGACACGCACAGAACCUUGCCCGGCAACAGAGGAGCGACGUGUCCUUCGUCAUCCACAACCUGCCCGUGCUGGCCAAGAUGGCCGCCGUAAGCAAAGCCUGUGGCAACAUGUUCGGCCUCAUGCACGGCACCUGUCCUGAGACAUCAGGGGGCCUGCUGAUCUGCCUGCCCAGGGAGCAGGCGGCCAGGUUCUGUGCCGAGAUCAAGUCCCCCAAAUACGGCGAGGGCCACCAGGCCUGGAUCAUCGGCAUCGUGGAGAAGGGAAACCGCACCGCCCGGAUCAUCGACAAGCCGCGGAUCAUCGAGGUGGCUCCGCAGGCCCCCGCACAGAACGUCAACCCCACACCCGGGGCCACCUCUUAGGGCAGGAUCAGGGGCCCUUGAUGACCAUUUUUUGGGCUGAUAUUGGGUGCUUCCCAAUACACUUUUGAAUAGGAAGAGAUGACAAGUGGAGGAAAGGAGAAUAUAUUUUGGGAUGCACCCCCUCUAGUACCAUCCUAGAGUACUUAAAAAACGAAUGUGUUGUGUUACUUGACCACCCACACUUUGGCCUUAUGGAAGGCCGGACAUGGACACCUUUUUUUUUUUAAACUAAAGGCACAGCUAAACUGCCUUGUAUGUUAUUUUUCUGGUACUUACACCGAAGUUGCUCCAGGCCGCGAGGCAGAGUCUAAGUUGGGAAUUUUAUUAUCCAAUACGGUUUGAUUCAUUUUGAAUCUUUAGACAUUACCUGUCUAUUGCUACAUAGGCCCCCUUUUAAAGGUGCUUUAACACGUUCCCAUUUACUCACAAGUAGCCUGAUUUUUCUCAGUUGUUUGUUCACUUUGUUUACAGUCAAAAGCCAGGAUGAGUGCACGAGUGUGUGUAAUGGAUGCCUUGUGACAUAGGAGAGUUUAAGAGAGCUGGAAAAGGGGCUAAACAUAAAGGUUUCUUUUAAACCAUAUCUUUCUCACUAUCCUGACCAUUCUGGGAAAUGUACAGUGCUAGCAUAGGCAAGGCCCCACUAUGAGCUGAAGGAUUCUCAAAAACUAUUAUAACCUGUAACUUAAUGUUCCGGUUGUGUGUGCGCGCGUGCGUGCGUGUAUGAUGUGUAUUUACUGUAUGUUUCUGCCUUGACCACUGCAGACGUGCAGAUUUGGUCUCGAUCUGUAUUUGUUUUACAGAGAAUGUAAUGACAGAAAAACUGCUACUGUACAAUACACUUGCUGUUUGAGAUAUGAAGUACACCAUUUUUUAUAGUAUAAUCAACAAUGAACCUUCCUGUGGUGAGUAGUUUGGUUUUAAAUUUGAUACUCCGUAUAUUGCCAUGUAAGCUUCCCUUCCUGUGUCCGUAAGCUCAUUUGUGUUUAGUUUGUCUCGACUGUCCUCCCCUUCUGUCCAUUCAAAUCACGUACACUCACUUCGCUUGUUCGACUUGCCAACACUGCAGCUGGAUGGUAACAUUUGCUCCAAUAAAUAUAUAAUUUUUUAAGGUG
Molecule: messenger RNA, 2719 nt
Organism: Conger conger (European conger)
Lineage: Eukaryota; Metazoa; Chordata; Actinopteri; Anguilliformes; Congridae
Product: selenide, water dikinase 1-like
Exons: 9
Coding region: 429-1607 (392 amino acids)
Biological process (GO): L-selenocysteine biosynthetic process
Cellular component (GO): cytoplasm
Molecular function (GO): ATP binding; selenide, water dikinase activity
Source: RefSeq, a predicted model, not a curated record